AUGCAAGAUGCAAGAUGCAAGAUGCAAGAUGCAAGAUGCAAGAUGCACGAUGCAAGUCUGCAAGCCUGCCCCCUGCCGGAGACUUGCGACUAUGGAAAAUUUCCUUCUAGAAGCCCAGGGGUGGAUCCUUCUGGUGCCCGAGUGUUUCUGUACCGCCGGAUGUACUGCCAUGGUAUUGUAUUGUUUGGAGGAUUGCGCGCUGCCAAUGACUUCCCAUCUAUUACGGUUUUCAUGUACACGGAGAACACGGAGAACAUGGAGAACAUGGAGAACAUGGAGAACACGGAGAACACGGAGAACAUGGAGAACACGGAGAACACGGAGAACAUGGAGAACACGGAGAACAUGGAGAACAUACCUUAUUCCUUAUUCAGGCAAAUAAUCUGCUGCUAA
This is a messenger RNA of Pseudogymnoascus destructans, 393 nucleotides long. RefSeq lists its product as uncharacterized. Lineage: Eukaryota; Fungi; Ascomycota; Leotiomycetes; Thelebolales; Thelebolaceae. The transcript has a single exon. The record is from RefSeq and is a predicted model, not a curated record. Bases 1 to 393 code for a protein of 130 amino acids.